UUAUUUUGAAACAAUGCAUCAGCUCUUUGAAGUUUUUCAUGGGUCAAGAGGUCAGUGAAGGAAGUGCAGUGGAGGAAAGCAAAAGUUCACACCCAUGAAGUGAUUGAGAUCUUCAGUGAAGCUCCUCCUACAACAAUCCACCAAUAAAUGCUGGAGACAAACACACAGAGAAAUCACUCCAUGUGUGACAACUGAAAUCUUCAUGACAUAAUGUUGAUGCUGGUGAAAGAGGAGCUUGAGAAGAUGACAGAUCCACAACCAUGCAGAAUAUACAUGAUGAAGAUACUGAGGAACAAAUAGAUAUGAUGGAAGUGAAUAAGGAGAGUCAAGGUGAAGUGAAUGAAGCAGAUGGGAAACGUCAGAAUGUAAAAACAAAAUGUAAUGCUUCACAGAAAGAAACUCUAAGAACAGAAGACAAAAAAUGUGAAAAGAGUUUUAGUAAAGAUGGACGCCCUGUGGAUCACAAGAGGACUCAAAAUGCAAAGAAACUAUUCACAUGUCAACACUGUGGGAAGAGUUUCACCAAAAAAUCAACGUUUACAAUCCACAUGAGAGUUCACACUGGAGAGAAACCAUUUAUGUGUAAACAGUGUGGGAUGAGUUUUACACAUCAAUCAGGUUUUGAGAGCCACAUGAGGAUUCACACCGGAGAGAAACCUUACAAAUGCAGUCAGUGUGAGAAAAGUUUUUCCUAUAAAAACGUCCUUAAAGCACACAUGAGAGUUCACACUGGAGAGAAACCUUACUCGUGUAAACACUGUGGAAAAAGUUUCACUCAACAAUCAAGUUUUGAUGGCCACAUGAGGAUUCACACCGGAGAGAAACCUUACAAAUGCAGUCAGUGUGAAAAGAGUUUUCGCUCCAGAAGUUAUCUGAAGGAACACAUGAAGAUUCACACCGGAGAGAAACCUUUUCCAUGCCAGCAUUGUGAAAAGAGAUUUCCAGAUGCAAGACAACUUAAUACACACAUGAGAGUUCACACCGGAGAAAAACCUUUUGAAUGUCAUCAAUGUGGACAUUUUUUCAGAUGUUAUAGUAACCUUAAUACACACAUGAGAAUUCACACUGGAGAGAAACCAUUCAAGUGCCAUCACUGCGAGAAGAGUUUUACAACCAGUAGUAACCUUAAUGAACACAUAAGAGUUCAUACCGGAGAAAAACCAUUCAUGUGUCAACAGUGUGAAAAGUGUUUUUCAGCAACAAACCAACUUAAAAGACACAUGAGAGUUCACACUGGAGAGAAACGCAUUCCCGUGCAGUCAGUGUGAAAAGAGUUUCAGAGAGGAAAGUACACUUAAGAUAAACACAUGACAAUUUACACCUCCGUUCACGUGUCAACAUGACAUCAAAAUGUACUUUCAUAAUUCAUCAGCACUCUCACACUGGAGAAAAGUCAUUUAAAUGUGAUGAGUGAAGUAAAAAGUUUAAAUCCUCAUCACAUCUAAAGAGACACAUGAGUGUUCAUGCAAAUGUGGAAUCUUAGUUGUGUACUGUUUGUUUUAAAGUGUUUAUGUCUGUUUGAAAUGUACAAAUUGGUUUAAGAUGUUGUGUGCUUUGAUUGUUAACAAGGUACAACUACAGAAUUUUACCCACAUGUCCAGACUCUCUUCAAGUCUUUUAUUUUUUAAUAUUUCAUGACUUUUUCUAAUUACAAGAUAAAUUCAGAAAUGAGUUUUUUUACUUGUUAACUACACAUGUGAUGAACCCAAUAAUAAAGGAUAUUUUGACCACAA
Messenger RNA from Misgurnus anguillicaudatus (oriental weatherfish), 1733 nucleotides. The record is from RefSeq and is a predicted model, not a curated record. Lineage: Eukaryota; Metazoa; Chordata; Actinopteri; Cypriniformes; Cobitidae.